Molecule: messenger RNA, 837 nt
Organism: Lasiodiplodia theobromae
Lineage: Eukaryota; Fungi; Ascomycota; Dothideomycetes; Botryosphaeriales; Botryosphaeriaceae
Exons: 1
Coding region: 1-837 (278 amino acids)
Source: RefSeq, a predicted model, not a curated record
AUGAUGGCAAAGAGGAUCCUCAGCCACAGGAGUGCCCGUGAUUCUGGUUUGGAUGACGACAAAGAUGACCCCUCGGAGAACGACAAGCGUGCUCUGCGGUCCACGCCCAAUCCGCGUGAUACUUUCCUCGGGUUGCCCAAAAGCUUCUUUGAACUUCGCGACCAGCAGCGGCGGCAACAGCAGCAGCAGCAGAAGGAGCAGCAACAACGGAAAUUCGAAGAAUAUGAAAAGUCGCUCGAGCUACUGGGCUACGAUAAUGCGGCCUUGACGUCGGCCACCAUGGCCAAAGCUCGCUCAUCGUUCAGUGCACUACUGACGGACGCCGGCCGCCAGUUCACCACCCCCAACGCGCCUUCUGUUCCCUCGUCCUCCUCACUUCCCCGCACGCGCCACAUCCGUCAGCUUGAGCGCCCGAGGAGGGAUGAUCAUGAAUUUUUAGCCCGCGAACAAAAGCUCUUCGGCAGUGACAUGCAUUUUUGGCCCGCACGAAGCACUGAUGCCACACCGGAAGGCAGAGCCAGUAGCGCGGCCAGCAGAGCAGGUGCGCUGCGGAACGAGGAUGGAGAGGAAGUGGGCCAUGCCCGAGCUCGGCGGCACGCGAUCCACGCUGUCCAGCAGCACGUGGAAGGAGGAGGAGGAGGUCAAACCCGGCAGCAAGCGGGGGCCAGCCAAGCUCAACAACAAACGACAGCAGCUUAUUCUCAGCAACGGGUGAACCAGGUUCAGCAUUCACAAAAUCACACCUCGUCUCCUGCAGAGGGUGGUCGCGAUGGAGAGGUGAAAGACGUGGUCGGCCCACGUGUCUCGAGCGGCAAAGAAGAGGAGGAGGAUCAUUAG